Molecule: messenger RNA, 1599 nt
Organism: Penicillium waksmanii
Lineage: Eukaryota; Fungi; Ascomycota; Eurotiomycetes; Eurotiales; Aspergillaceae
Exons: 4
Coding region: 1-1599 (532 amino acids)
Biological process (GO): transmembrane transport; carbohydrate transport
Cellular component (GO): membrane
Molecular function (GO): carbohydrate:proton symporter activity
Source: RefSeq, a predicted model, not a curated record
AUGACAGCAGAAUCGUUGCACUCUCAGACGACUGAGAAUAAAGGAUCCGGCGAAAUGACUCACCUGGAGAUAGCGGAUGGUGUUAGAGUCGAGGUUCUCCAAGGCUCAAUGGCACUGGACCUGGCCAGACGAACUGAUCCCCCCCAACCCGUGGAGUCGGUCAAUGCUAAGGCUUUACGGAUUUCUGGCCGGUUCGAUGGUUCACUAAUGGGCUCUCUUCUUCCUAUCGCCCAAUUUAGAGAUACCUUUGGGGCCGGGCUGGUUGGCUCUCAAGCAUCUUUAAUCCAGGGAAUGUACACAAUUGGAGGUGUUUGUGCGCUUUUUUUUGUUGGCUUCCUGCUCGACAACUUGGGUCGACGUUUUGGCAUGUUUGUGGGAUCACUUGUGGUCAUUCUUGGCACAAUUCUAGGUGGCACCGCCAAUCACAUCGAUCAACUCUUGGCCAGUCGGUUCUUCCUUGGAUUUGGAUACUCUAUCGCUGCUUCGGCUGCGCCAGCCUACGUUGUCGAGAUGAGCCACCCCGCAUACCGUGACCUGCUGACUGGUCUAUAUAAUUGUCAAUACUAUGUUGGUGCCAUCGCCGCUGCAGGAGCCUGUAGAGGGUGUUUAAUGUAUCCCGACUCCCGUGCGUGGCGUAUCCCAAUUUGGUGCCAGUUAAUUUCUUCCUGCUUCGUUGUGAUGUUUGUUUGGUUCAUACCUGAAUCCCCUCGAUGGCUUUAUAGUCAUGGACACAGUGAGAAGGCCUGGGACAUCAUCACCAAGUACCACGGCGAAGGCAACCGACAAAAUGCCUAUGUCUCACUCCAAAUUCGCGAAUACCAGGACGCGAUAAAUUUAGAAGGUUCAGACAAACGCGCAUGGGACUUUCGAGAGCUCGUGAACACCAAAGCUGCGAGAUGGCGGCUUGUUUGCGUGGGAAUUGCAUCCUUCCUUAGCCAGUGGUCAACGGGUGGGAUUACAACUUAUUAUAUGGGUGGGCUUUUGGAAAGCGCUGGCGUGACCGAUACGACUCGUGUUCUGGACGUUAACCUCGGAUACACUGUUCUAUCUGCCGGAGGCGCUUAUAUCGGUGGCGCAUUGACUCCUAAAUUGCGCCGCCGACCAAUGCUAAUGGGCUCAUCUUUUUCUGCGGCUAUGCUUUUUGCUGGAUUGUCGGUUGCUACUGGUAUUUACGCGAAAUCAGAACAACCGCCAGCCGCUACAGCGGCGAUCGUGAUCAUUUUCCUCACUGGAUUCACUUAUAGCUUUGGUUGGACACCAUUGCAGGCCAUGUAUUCUGUUGAAUGCCUGGCAUAUGAAACCCGGGCGAAGGGCAUGGCUAUUUACUCCGUCUUUACCAACAUAGCUUUGCUUGUGAACCAAUUUGGAAUUGGGAAUGCCAUGGGGGCCAUCUCAUGGCAUACCUAUAUCAUUCUGGCUGGGUGGAACGUUGUUCAAUGCGUUUUCAUCUACUUUUUCGCUGUUGAAACGUGCAAGCGAACUCUCGAGGAGCUCUCAGAUAUCUUCUCUGCUCCCAACCCGAGAAAGAAGAGCACACAGUCCCACCACAUUGUGGUGUCUACAGAGACUGAUGAGGUGUUGCAGACAAAAGAGGCUUAG